Molecule: messenger RNA, 775 nt
Organism: Cyprinus carpio (common carp)
Lineage: Eukaryota; Metazoa; Chordata; Actinopteri; Cypriniformes; Cyprinidae
Product: ladderlectin-like
Exons: 6
Coding region: 138-605 (155 amino acids)
Source: RefSeq, a predicted model, not a curated record
UGUUGAACCAUCUGCACACAUUUGUGACUGAGCAACUGGGUAUAAAUAAAGCUGAUUUCAAGCAAUGAUCUGUGUAUUAUACCAACAAGUAUUACAGCCUGCUUAGUUGAAUUGUGGUUCACUUGGACUUCGUCAGCAUGUGGAUUUCUGCAGCAUUCCUUCUUUUUGCACUGGUUGUAAAUGGAGUCAAGUCUGAAGUUUUAAGAUGCCCCGUGGACUGGGAGAAAUUUGGAACAAAAUGCUUUAAAUAUUUCAGCGACUUAAAGCCAUGGUAUGAAGCAGAAAAACACUGUAUUGACCUUGGAGGAAACCUUGCAUCUGUCCACAAUCAACCCACUAACGAUUUCCUAAAAACCCUUGUGAAAAAAUAUGGUAAUAGCUUCCCCCAAACCUGGAUUGGUGCUCAUGAUGCAAUCAAGGAUUUUAUCUGGUUUUGGAGUGAUGGAUCAAAGUUUGAGUUCAGUGACUGGCAAACUGGUGAACCAAAUAAUGGAAUGCGAAAAGAUGAAAAUUGUGUGGAAAUGGGCUAUGGAGAUGGGAACCGCUGGAAUGACGCACACUGCGGUACUGUUCUCAGUUUCAUCUGUUACAGAAAAGCUCAAUAGAACUGUGUUCUAAUCCUAAUUUUGUUUGAUAAACAAAUAUCUCGUCUGUCCAUCACCAAUUUCUAAUGUCUCCAAAUCGCUGAUUGUAACAGACAUGCUUUAAUUUUGAAUUUUAAUGUCAAUCUUUGCAAAACUAAAAUAAAAAAUAAAAAUAACCUUUAAACUACAAA